Molecule: messenger RNA, 489 nt
Organism: Funneliformis mosseae
Lineage: Eukaryota; Fungi; Glomeromycota; Glomeromycetes; Glomerales; Glomeraceae
Source: the annotation of a GenBank genome assembly
AUGGACCUAAGAUACAACAGCAAAGUUUACAAAUUAGAAAAGACUAAUAAUGGUGAAAAAGUUAAGGGUGAUUGUCACUCCUCCAUUGGGUGUCGUCCGUCAUUGGGAUCUAACUACAACUUAUCAUAUGGCAAACGACGUGCAAUUCGUGAAUUGAAUUAUGCGUCAUCAGGAAAGAUAUAUCUUCAAUUCAAAUCUCGCUUCUGGGAAACAAAUGGACAGCCAACGACCUCCGGUGCUGGAAUUGUCGGUAGUACCUCAUCGACCGAUCUUCCGGUUCGUACAGUAGUUUAUCCUUCAUAUUACCAAGCGAGGAAGGAAGAAAUGUUUGAACUUGCAUUAAAAGACAUUGUAACACUUCAUGGAGUUAUAGCACUCAAAGAAUGGAUUCCGAGCAAAGAAAAUAAUAAGGCAAUUUAUUGGCCGAAUGAUAAAACCGCUGGCGGAGGGGCUUUGCAGAAUUUGGACCCGCUCAAUUUGGAGAAUUGA